AUGGGCAGGUAUGAUGAUCCGGAUGGCGUGACUUUAGAUUUGGUUACAGUCGCCCUUAACUCUGUCGAGUUGGUCCAACUUCAUAUUGGUGAUUUGGUUAAAAGCCAGAUCGUUGAUUUAUUGCAACUCUCUCAACCGUUUCAUCUGAAUAGCAGUCGGAAGCAUCUUCGGCACAGAGUUUCUAAGGUUCAGGGACACUUGUUGGCAGGGGAUGCAGUGCGCAGUGCGAGGUCGCCAAUUCAAAAGAGCAUGGACGGAGUGGACGAAGAGGAAGAAGAGCGGGAAAAGGAAGAGGAGUACGAGAAAAUGGCGGCCAAAGUGUGCUGUGUGUGCAGAGUGGCCAUCGUCGAGAGCGAGACGCCGGGCAACAGCGAGCCGUUGCCGCCGCGACGCUACUGA
This is a messenger RNA of Protopolystoma xenopodis, 399 nucleotides long. The record is from the annotation of a GenBank genome assembly. NCBI's taxonomy places the organism in Eukaryota, Metazoa, Platyhelminthes, Monogenea, Polystomatidea, Polystomatidae.